AUGAAUCAAUUAGAUGAUUUUGAUCCAAUUCCCUUCUAAUAAUCUUCCAGUCAAAAUGUAAAUUUUGAGAUUGAAGGAAAUGUGAAGAAUAUUUAAACCUCUGCAAAUCAGAAUAGAAAGAUUAAAGAAAAUACAAAAAAUACUUAUAUCAAAAAAAUUAGUUCAUUAAUGAAAUUAUCUCCAACAUAAGAAAAAAUUGAAGAGAAAGCAAUGUAUAUAAUUAGAAUAAUUACAAAGGCCAGAAAAAAAAUUAUUAAUGAAACCUUUUUAGAGUCAAUAAUAAUUCAAUUAUGUCUCUUAAACAGAAAAGGAAGAUAAAUUAGCAAAGAAUAGAGAAUCAGCUAGAAAUAGUAGAAAAAGAAAGAAAAUUUAUCUUGAAUUACUUGAAAAUAAAGUAACUAAAUUAUCAGAAUAAUUGGAUCUAUUUAAAGAUGUUAAUGAUAAAACUUAUAGUUUGGCAUAAAAUUUAUAAAUUAAAUUAACACAAGUAAGUAAUUCAAAUAUAUUCUUAGAAAAAAGAACAAGAUUAAACUAAAUGCAUUUUAUUUAAUAAUCUUUAAACAUCAUUGUAAAAUAAUGCAUCAGAAGCAAAUGUUGAUUCGAUUAUAGAUUCUUUAAAUGUAAAUUAUUUGUUUUAUUUAGAAAAAAUUUGGUUCAGCAUCUUAAGAAAGAUAAUUUUUAAUUGAUCAUUAUGCAAGAUAAAUAAAUGAAAAUUGUUUAGCUCCUUUUUGCAAUUAUAUCAUUUAAAUAGCUAAGAAAUAAGAUGAUAUUUUCUGUUAAAAUGAAUAGUAAAAUUGUAAUAAUAUAUUUAUAGAAAUAUGAAUCUUAAUUUAUUAACUUAAUUGAAAUUAGCAGAUAAAUAAAAGUAAAUACUUUUAAAAAAAUAAUAAAAGUUAGCCAAACAUUAUCAAGAUAUAUCUAAGUAUAUUUAAUUUAAUAAAUUAGUUCUGUUAAUUAAAUUAUGGAUACAAAAUCUUUAAUUUAAAAAGAACUUGCAUCAUUUGAUUCAACUCUUGAUUAAUUGAGAACUGAAUUAAGACCAUCAUAAGUUGCAAAAUUACUUUUAGCAAUAGAAAAGAAAGACAUGUAAAAUCAUUUUAAAGAAUCAUUUGAGAAAUUCUUUGGUCAUGAAAUAGAAGAGGAUGACUCUUUAGAUUUAUAUUAAUUUAUGACUGAAAGAAAUUAAUGUAAUUCUCUUGGAAUUGAUAUCUAAAAUACUUAUGAUGUUUUUAGAGCAUCUCAUGACUUUCUUUUUGGUAAAAAUGAAGAAUUAGAUAUUAAUUAAAUAAAUGGUAAAGAUAUUUGA
Messenger RNA from Paramecium primaurelia, 1306 nucleotides. NCBI's taxonomy places the organism in Eukaryota, Ciliophora, Oligohymenophorea, Peniculida, Parameciidae. The record is from the annotation of a GenBank genome assembly.